AUGGAUCCCCUUUUAAGUGACUACAUUUUCAACCCGUAUGCCCUUAAUGAUCUGGCUCCACCGCCAGAAUAUACUGAGGGAAACCUCCCCGAUCUAUUCUUCUUCCACACACUUCUCUCCAACGAGCCGCUCCAGCUUCCCGAAGGCCAGGCAUUUCCUGCCCUCCCAACCGAAUCCUCUCGUCUAUCAGCAGCUCCUUUCCCCCAGAACGAUAUAAUUCUACCCAAUCAUGCUGUCAAUCCCACAAAAUUCCAAGAAGAAUGUCGACCGCGUCAACCGCGUCGGCAGAAUCACACCUGCGACCAAUGCCGCUUCUCGAAAAAGGCCUGUCGUCUGCCCCCGAAUGUCACCAUCUACAAUAAGAAACCCUCGACCAGUUGCUCCACCUGUAAGAUCCGCGGAUUAGAAUGUACCGUGGCCUGGCUGGCGGGGAAACGAUCCUCCCUGCUGGACAAGAAACGCGCCAACGCCGUCUCCUAUCUCCCCAAGCAUGGAGAGAAGGACAACCUUCCCGACCAUGGCAUUGUGGACCGUUGUGAGAAGACACCCGAUCGCAAGUUACUAGACGUACUCGAGUCGGUGUGCACAACCGAUGCAGAUCUGACCCGAAAAGUGACGGCGCGCGAGGUAGGUGUCCAGCAGUUUAACCUCUACGUCGAUGUCUACGAUUUACCGCUCUCUGAAUGUCUCUUCCACGGCUGCAUGCCGCCCUCCUACUCGCUAGGCGUAGCCGCCUGGGUGCCUCUACGCAAGAAUCUUCAGCUAUCGAGCUACUGGGACACCGCCACCGCGUGGAUCAAGGGAUGUUGGGACCUGGACGCUGUUUCUACAGGCGUGGCACCGUAUAUCUUCCGCACAGCCAGCGUGCUGGACGCGCUCUUCCAACCGCGAGUCACCUCUCAGCGCAACGUCUCCAUCACCGAGACCUACCGCUGGGCCGCCAUCGCCAUCGCCGCGCAAUUCGCCACAACCGCCCCAACCCCAGAGGGUAAUCCACUCAGCCAUGACAUUGCAGUUGCAGCCUGGCAAAAAGCCAAAACUAUGGUAUUUGGUAAUAUCUCCGCCGUGCGCUCGUUUCGUAUCGCCUUAUCCCUGUUCAUUUUCGGCUGUAUCCUACCACCCCCGUCCAGUGCGACGCGCGACGCGCCCCAGGAGGAUGCUAUCUACGCACGCGCGGAAGGCCUCCGACGUCUGCAGACUCUCUGUGCGAGGGCACGUGUAAGUGUAACCACGGCCGACCACCUGCGGGAUCUACCCAACGAGACAAUGGACCAGAUCGGCGAGUUGAUCGGCGCCACAGAAUGGUUAACGACAAUCGUGCACUCCGUAACGGUGAGUACCAUGAGAGGGUCAAACUGUGGGUCACCGGAACAGCUGCUGCUGCUGCACGAGCUGGAGGACUCCGUGAUAACGCGGGCCCAGACCAUCCGACAGCCGUUCACGACGAGGUGGUGCCACGGGUUGGCCGAUGACGACUUUAUCGCGAUGCUGCGACUGUCUGGAUCGGUGGUGGUGCUGCUCUGGAAGUCUCUGGCGGACUUGACCGUGGCAUGGGAGGCGGAGCGAGCACCAGUCAAUUACGGGGAGGUGCACCAACGAUACGAGGCGGCGGUGUCGCUGAUCGAGAUCUGGCGAGCGACGUUUGGGGCCUUGGACGAAAUGAUGAAAGGGGCCUUGCAGCAGCUCCGGGGGGAAUUAUGGCGCAUGGUCUCUCUAUGUUCGAAUGAUGCCAACCUGCCGAUUCUUUUAUUCUGCGACGUGGCCCAGCGCAUUGAAUUUGAUCUAGAGCGUCUGCCAAACCCGGAGGGGGAGGAGGGAUUAGUGGCGCUAUUGGAGGCAUUGCAAUCGACGCGAUCGUACCGCAAACAGCAACGCCUCGCCAGUGCCACGCAGGUAUCGAUCGUGGCUUCCACCUGCUACGGGGUGUCGCGUCCUGGGUUCCAGGGGACCGGGGGGUUGAAGGCGUCCAUUAUGGAUAUCGGGUCUCAUCCGGAUCCAUCACUCCUAGCGCAAGCAUAUACCCUGGCAGCGCGGGCGUUCACGGAGGAGGUUAACGAAUCGAUGCAAGAGAUGGACAUGGAUCGGGCAUCGCAGAUGACGUCGGGACUGGAAACCUGUCUGCAGGCGUUGCGAGGACUGCAGGAUAGUCUGGUGACGUUUCCAGGCCGACUGAACAGAGAAUAG
This is a messenger RNA of Aspergillus tanneri, 2184 nucleotides long. Its product is annotated as Zn(II)2Cys6 transcription factor domain-containing protein. Lineage: Eukaryota; Fungi; Ascomycota; Eurotiomycetes; Eurotiales; Aspergillaceae. Gene Ontology annotation, biological process: regulation of DNA-templated transcription. The coding region runs from base 1 to 2184 and encodes 727 amino acids. The record is from RefSeq and is a predicted model, not a curated record. Gene Ontology annotation, molecular function: DNA-binding transcription factor activity, RNA polymerase II-specific; zinc ion binding. The transcript has 2 exons.